Molecule: messenger RNA, 1641 nt
Organism: Melampsora larici-populina 98AG31
Lineage: Eukaryota; Fungi; Basidiomycota; Pucciniomycetes; Pucciniales; Melampsoraceae
Exons: 2
Coding region: 1-1641 (546 amino acids)
Source: RefSeq, a predicted model, not a curated record
AUGUCAUCAAUCGAUUCAGUUGAGAAUCGAUUCAAUCAAUCUAUCCAAACAUUCAAAUCACAUCUGAUCACUUUAAACCAACUUCAACAACGUUCUCAUCAUGAAGUUUUAAAAUCAUUCAAUCAUUCAAAUUCACUUCAACUUUCAAAUCAAGCUAUUCAAAUCCUUUCACAUUUCUUAGAUGAUAAACUCAAUUUAUAUCGAUUUUUAAAGAGAGAAAAGUUUGAUAUCGAAAACACUUUGAAACUUCUUUCAAAUACAUUACAAUGGAGACUUGAUUCUCAAAUCGAUUUACUUUCAUCAUCUUCAAUCGAUCCAUUUUACCUUCAUCAACCUUUAUUCUACUUUCACCCUCAACUCAAGGAUAAAUGGAAUAGGCCUUGUGGUGUACUCAAUCUUAAACACGUUAGUCGGACUGAGGAUGGAACUUUGGAUGGUUUGAAGGAAUUCAUUGCUUGGUCCUGGGAACUUGGUCGUCGGUACAUGCAAGACUCUAAUUCAGAUUCACUCAACACUCUCCUUUCUCAAUCCGAUAAUCUAAACCCGAACUCUGAUACCGAGUCAGUUCCAAUUCAGCUUCAAAUGGUUAUUAUUGUUGAUCUCAAGGAUGCCUCUCUCAACAAUCUGGAACUCGAAUUACUCCCAUAUUUCAUGGAUCUACUCAAGAAUAAUUUUCCAGGAAUGGUGGGAGCCAUCUUUGUCCUCAACUACGGUUGGAUGUACUCAGGAAUGUGGCAAGUAGCCAAAAGAGUUUUACCUCAAUCUACACUUGAUCGGAUCAUGUUUCCAAAUCAAAAAGAGUUGUUGAAGUUCUUCAAUCCUUCCAAUUUAUUAACCCAACACGGCGGAAAACUCGAAUAUCAAUACCAUCAUCUCAAUAAUCCAAUCAUUAAUCUAUAUGGGAAACCACCUUCUGUUACCACCACCACCACUACUACAGCGCCACCCAUCAACACUACCUUGCCUACAGAAGAACCAGCAGAACUUGACGACCAAUCCACUCCGAACAUAAUUCCCAUCUCUGCAUUGUCACCUAGCUUAUCCCGACGAUCUAGUCUAGAAUCUUUGCGAGAUCUCUUCUUCUCAGCUCCUACUACACCUUGGGCAACAUCAUAUCCGGGAACCCCGCCAAGAGCUCAUGCUCGUCCAAAUUGGUUAAGUAUGACCACCGUCCAUACAGGACAUCAUACACCUGUUGGCAAUCAUCAACGGCAUCAUUCACUCUCGGUCUCCAAGUUUGGAGAAGCUAUACGUGAAAACCUUUUGAAAAAAGUUCAAAGGGAAGAAUGGAAUGAAGCACCAUUACUUCGGUCUACAAACCCAUUAAGGGAUUUUAGACUUCACCUUCCUAGUAGGAAAUUGACUGCUGAAACAGAAGAACUUACACCUACCAAUUCGGAUUGUUCAGCUACUGUUGUACCUGAUGAGGAAGAAGAAGAUCAAGAAGCUGAUGAUCAGAGUCCACCUAUGCAAAUCUCGAUUUCUUUACCUGACCACUCGACUUCUUGGAAUAGUUCAACUAAAACUGAUCAUAAGGAUUACAAACCAAAAGGACAAUGGCUCAUUAAGAUUGGUUCAACAUCUUCAAUUGUAGACCACACCAUAUCACCAUCAGGUAAUCAUAUAUUCCUUUCAAAAUAA